Malus domestica (apple) is the source of this 2641-nucleotide messenger RNA. The record is from RefSeq and is a predicted model, not a curated record. NCBI's taxonomy places the organism in Eukaryota, Viridiplantae, Streptophyta, Magnoliopsida, Rosales, Rosaceae.
UAAGUGCUGUGGAAGCACGCAUACCCACCCUUUGCAGAGAAACAGAGGAAGACAGUCGAGACUGAUCAAUUGAGAAAUCAGAACCGAAUAAUCUCUGGGGCGGCGGCCAUUCGACUGACAGACAGUUGCGAUUAGCGCAAUGGCGGUGACAGAAGGUGAUGUUCAUAGACAAGAAGAGUACUUUGACGUCCUCACCAAAACCGGCCAGAAGACCGGCAUUUCCAAGCCCAGGGGAGAUGUUCAUCGAGACGGGGAUUACCAUCGAGCUGUUCAUGUGUGGAUUUUUGCUGAGAGUACACAAGAGCUGCUUAUCCAAAAGCGUUCCGACUGCAAGGAUUUGUGGGCGGGACGGUGGGAUAUCUCAAGUGCUGGACACAUAUCCGCUGGUGAUUCGUCACUUAUAACAGCUCGGAGGGAGCUUCAAGAAGAGCUGGGUAUAGUACUUCCAAAGGAUGCAUUUGAAAUGCUGUUCGUUUAUCUUGAAGAGUGUGUGACAAAUGAUGGAAAAUUCAUUAACAAUGAAUUCAAUGAUGUAUAUUUGGUAACAACUGUGAAUCCAAUCCCUCUCGACGCAUUUACUCUUCAGGAAACGGAAGUCUCUGCUGUUAAAUAUAUUUCUUAUGAGGACUACAGAAACUUACUUGCUAAAGAAGACCCUGAUUGCGUCCCCUACGACGGAAAUGGGCAAUAUGGUCAGCUUUUUGACAUAAUUGCACGGAGGUACAAGGAGAACACUAUCGGUCGAAGUUUAACACUACAAAAGCAACUCCAACGUUAUGCUCCUGUUUCCCUCAGUGCCGAGUUAACAGGUCUUACAGAGGCAGACAGGGAGGCCCUGGUGUUACUGAUUAAGGCUGCAGCAAUUAUAGAUCAAAUCUUUUACCUUCAGGUUUGGUGCUGUAAUCCGGUUCUAAGGGAUUGGUUGAAGAAGCAUGCGGAUGCAUCACAGUUAGACAAGUUGAAAUGGAUGUACUACGUUAUUAAUAAGAGUCCAUGGUCGUCCCUUGAUGAAAAUGAGGCAUUUUUGACAACUGCAGAUUCGGCUAUAAAGUUGCUUCCUGAAGCAACAAAACGGGUUACUGGGUGGAAGGGACUUGAAUACAAAGCUGCGUUUCCUAUGCAGAAACCUCCUGGCGCAAACUUGUAUCCGCCAGACAUGGACAAAGUGGAAUUUGAAUUGUGGAAGAAAAGUCUAACUGAGGACCAAAAACAAGCUGCAACAAGCUUUUUCACAGUUACUAAAAGGCAAAGCGAAUUAAGUCUGGAUUCAUCCUUGUAUGGCUGUACAGAUGAAAGCACAAGUCAUUCAGUGACAUCCACUCAUGAUCUAUAUAGUGUUCCUUUCUCCCAAGAGUAUAAUGCUUUCCUCACACAAGCAGCUGAGUUAUUGCAUAAAGCCGGUGAAUUGGCCAGUUCCCCUAGUUUGAAGAGAUUUUUUCACAGCAAGGCUGAUGCUUUCCUUUCAAAUGACUACUAUGACUCGGAUAUAGCCUGGAUGGAGUUGAACUCUAAGCUGGAUGUUACUAUUGGUCCAUAUGAAACAUAUGAAGAUGCUCUUUUUGGAUACAAGGCUACUUUUGAGGCAUUUAUUGGAGUUCGGGAUGACAAGGCAACUGCUCAAGUAAAGCUUUUUGGUGACAAUUUGCAGGUUUUGGAACAAAAUCUGCCACUGGACAGUGUCUACAAGUCCAAAGAUGUGAAAUCUGCUCCUAUUCGAGUCAUCGAUCUUAUUUACAAUGCCGGGGAUGUCAAGGGUCCUCAAACUGUUGCUUUUAAUCUACCAAAUGACGAGCGUAUUGUAAAAGAUCGAGGAACAUCAAUGGUCAUGCUUAAGAAUAUCUCAGAGGCCAAGUUCAAGCACAUUCUUCUGCCUAUAGCCGAUGUUUGUAUUAUCACAAAGGAACAACAGGAACUUGUAGAUUUUGAAUCUUUCUUCACUCACAUAAUGUGCCAUGAGUGCUGCCAUGGGAUUGGACCUCAUAGCAUUACACUUCCAGAUGGUAGAAAGUCAACAGUGAGAUUGGAACUGCAAGAACUCCACUCAGCUCUGGAAGAAGCAAAAGCUGAUAUAGUUGGCCUUUGGGCAUUGAAGUUCCUAAUCCACAAGGACAUGCUCCCAAAGAGUUUAUUGAAGUCUAUGUAUGUUUCUUUUCUUGCUGGGUGCUUCCGCUCCGUACGGUUUGGUCUUGAAAAAGCUCAUGGAAAAGGACAAGCGUUGCAAUUUAACUGGUUGUAUGAGGAAGGAGCCAUUAUUUUGAAUGCUGAUGAAACAUUUUCUGUUGACUUUACCAAGGUUGAAGGUGCAGUUGAGAACCUGAGUAGGCGAAUACUCACCAUACAAGCAAAAGGUGACAAGGAGGCUGCGAAUGUGCUGCUUCAGAAAUACGGCAUAAUGACGAACCCAAUAAAAGUUGCUAUGCAAAAAUUAGAGAAAAUUCAGGUCCCCGUGGAUAUAGUUCCCACAUUCCCGGUAAUAGAUAAAAUAUUGGAGCAAAGACAACAAAUGGAUCAUGAGACAGACAAGUGGCUUCGAUGACUUUUUUAUCUCGCAGUAAUCUGGUUGGGUGGUGCGAUAAUUCUCAUUGCUCUGCUCUAUGAACUCCUCUUGAGUUUGGGGACGCAUGGAUAAUAUACGGACUUG